Miscanthus lutarioriparius is the source of this 963-nucleotide messenger RNA. NCBI's taxonomy places the organism in Eukaryota, Viridiplantae, Streptophyta, Magnoliopsida, Poales, Poaceae. The record is from the annotation of a GenBank genome assembly.
AUGGCGCCGGCGGCGGCGUUCGCGGCGCAGGUGGUGCGGGGGCGGUGGUUCAUGGCGUACGGGUCCUUCCUCAUCAUGUCGGCCGCGGGCGCCACCUACAUCUUCGCCAUCUACUCCAAGGACAUCAAGUCGACGCUCGGGUACACGCAGGAGCAGCUCAACACCGUGGGAUUCUUCAAGGACGUGGGCGCCAACGUCGGCAUCCACGCGGGCCUCGUCGCCGAGCUCGCCCCGCCCUGGCUCGUCCUCGCCCUCGGCGCCGCCAUGAACCUCGGCGGAUACCUCAUGCUCUACCUCUCCGUCACGGGCCGUGUCCACCGGACCCCGCCGCUCUGGCUCGUCUGCCUCUACAUCGCCGUCGGCGCCAACUCCCAGGCGCCGCUCAUCCUCCUCGUCGGAUGGCUCCCCGCUGCCGUCUCCGUCGCCUUCCUCGCCACCAUCCGGAUCAUACGCGCGCCGCCGCGGUCUCCCGUUACUGCACGCCGGGAGUACCGCGCAUUCUGCGCCUUCCUCUACGUGUCGCUCGCGCUCGCUGCCUACCUCCUGGUCGCUAUCGCCCUCCAGAAGCGGUUCCGCUUCACACGGGCAGAGUACGCCGCCAGCGCCGCCGUCGUGUUCCUGAUGCUGCUGCUUCCGCUCGGAAUCGUCCUGCGCGAGGAGGCCGUGCUGUUCAAGGCCAACAUCACCAACACUCCUGAAUCCCAAGCGCGAGCUGCACCCACUCCGGCUCUGCCCGUGGCCACGAAACAGCCACCUGCAGCACCAGUACCACCACCAGCGACGACGGCGGGCCAAAGGUUGCUGCUUUCGCUGCGUCCGCCGCCGCGCGGCGAGGACUACACGAUCCUGCAGGCACUGGUGAGCGUGGACAUGCUGCUGCUGUUCAUGGCGACGGUGUUCGGGGUGGGCGGCACGCUGAUGGCCAUCGACAACAUGAGAAGGCGUCGGGAUGCCCUCCGGUGA